GGCCGCAAUCACACACCAUAUAUAUUUAUGAUACAUGGAACGUUCCCACAUUAGUUUAGAAAGUCUGUUGUCCAAGGUGGAUAGCUUUAACAAAGGCGUCAUGGACCGAAUGGAUAACUAUAAACAACUUAUUUUUGGAGCGAAGCCGAAAUGGACAGUGAUUCUGACAGUCACUGCAUGCAGUGCAAGUGCCUUGGUCCUUUUGUUGAAAUGGUUCGGACACCAACAGUCGUGGAAGAAAAUUCAGAAGGCAAAAGUGCGAAGAGAAAAGUCGCUGCAACGAGCAGAGCAUGCUGUCUGUCAGUUCAACGAGUCGCACCCUGAAACAGACACCUCUCUCAUCCUCUCACUGUCCCUGGCUGAGCUGUCCAAACAACUGAAGGACGGAACACUAACUCCACAAGCUGUGUUCCACUCAUACAUGGAAAAGACCUUGGAGGUGAAUAGGAGACUGAACUGUUGCACUGAGGUCCUGCUGGAAAGUUGGGAUCAGCUGGAGGAUGUUGACUCUCACAAGGAUGGUCUCCUUUAUGGGGUCCCUGUCAGCAUCAAGGAAAAUAUUGGAUACAAGGGUCAUGACUCUACGUGUGGCGUAAUCUGUAAAUUGGACCUGCCUGCCACAGGGGACAGUGUGCUAGUUGAAGUGCUGAAGAGACAAGGCGCCAUUCCCUUCGUCAAGACAAACGUGCCCCAAGGCCUGCAAAACUUUGACUGUGGUAACCCUAUCUAUGGGCUGACUCUGAACCCCCACAACCCCCAGAAGACAUCAGGGGGCUCGUCUGGUGGGGAAGGGGCGCUGAUCGGAGGAGGGGGCUCGGUUCUGGGCUUAGGGUCCGACAUCGGGGGCAGCAUCCGCAUCCCAUCAUCCUUCUGUGGCAUCUGUGGCUUCAAGCCCACGGCCAACAGGCUGAGUUUGCGAGGUGCUAGCUCCUGUAUCCGGGGCCAAAAGUCCGUGCUGUCGUCCCUUGGGCCCAUGGCAAGAGACGUAGACAGCCUGGCUCUCUGUAUGCAGGCUCUGCUCUGUGACCACAUGUUCAGACUGGACCCCACGGUACCACCCAUCCCAUUCAACCAACAGGUAUACCAGAGCUCCAAGCCCCUGAGGAUCGGUUACUAUGAGAAUGACGGCUAUGCUAUGCCCUCUCCAAGCAUGGGCCGAGCCCUGAGGGAGACCAAGGCCCUGCUGGAGAAAGCAGGGCACACGUUGGUUUCCUUCAGUCCCCCAAGGCUGGUCUAUGCCAUGCAUGAGCUGGUUGUCAGGGGUCUCUUAGGCGACGGAUGCACUACCUUGCUUAGCCACCUGAAAGGGGGGCCUGUUGACCCGUGUCUCAGGGAUCAGAUUAUCCCCUACAGUCUGCCUCGCACUGUGAAGAAAAUCCUCUCCAUUCUCCUCAAGCCUAUAUUUCCCCGCAUCGCUGCCUCUCUGGAUAGCCUGCGUGGAGUUGGCUCCGUGCAAGAUCUGUGGAGACAUCACGCGGAUGUGGAAGACUACAUACAUGAGGUGAUUGCAGAGUGGAGAAGGUGUGAGCUGGAUGUGCUGCUGUGUCCCAUGGUUGGUCCAGCCUACAUCCAUAACUACCCUGGCCAGCUUACCAGUACACUCACCUACACUAUUAUCUACAAUCUCCUUAACUUCCCUGCUGGGGUGGUUCCUGUCUCCACGGUUACAGCAGAGGAUGAGGAAGAACUCAGGCACUACAAGGGAAACUAUGGGGACCUCUGGGACAAGCUCUACAAAAAGGCAGUGACUGACGGAGAGGGGCUUCCUGUGGCCGUCCAGUGUGUGGCCCUGCCCUGGCAGGAUGAGCUCUGUCUUCGAUUCAUGAGAGAGGUUGAGAUGCUGGUCAGAGAGGAUAAGAAAUGAGAGGUCGACGGAGAGGGAGAGAUGGUAACGGGGACCUGUAGUAGUACAAAUUCAAUAUAACAUUGUUCUUGUGAUGCGAGGUAACUUGAGUAGGCCCCCUCGCCCAGGUAAUCCUAAAUGUCUAAGAAAGCAGAUUGGAGUGAAGACUGAUCCAAGUGCACUGAGAAACACUAUGGGUCGUUCUUGGCUGCUAUCAGCGCACCAGACCUUUUAAAUAGGCAUUUAAGUACAUGGGAAGUAAUAUUUUUCUUACACACUCAAGGAAAUUGAAAAAUUAUGUUUACCUCAGUUGAUUAAACCCCCCCCCCCCCCCCCCCCCACUUAUAAUGUAAGGAAACCCUAAUGAAGUAAGACAUUACUUGGUAUUUGUCAAUUAUAAUCAACAUAUGCAUUUAUCAUUAUAUAGGAAGAUGAGUUUGACUUCUAGCUCUGACUCUACUAAUAGCUACUUUAUUGAGGAAGAAUGUCCUUUCUAUGGCUGUGAUAUGUGGUUGUCCCACCUAGCUAUCUAACUGUAAGUCGCUCUGGAUAAGUGUCUGCUAAAUGACUCAAAUGUAAAUGUAUGUUUUUCGUAUCUCAAAUUAAACAAUUAUUUAAUAUA
Messenger RNA from Oncorhynchus kisutch (coho salmon), 2465 nucleotides. Its product is annotated as fatty-acid amide hydrolase 1. The record is from RefSeq and is a predicted model, not a curated record. Gene Ontology annotation, molecular function: amidase activity; fatty acid amide hydrolase activity. NCBI's taxonomy places the organism in Eukaryota, Metazoa, Chordata, Actinopteri, Salmoniformes, Salmonidae. Bases 35 to 1864 code for a protein of 609 amino acids. The transcript is spliced from 15 exons. Gene Ontology annotation, biological process: fatty acid catabolic process.